AUGUUGCAAACACUGUGGCUCGCCAUACUGGCGGUGAGUGUCGGAGCGAUUCCUCCCUCCCCAGACAGUCUGAGUACGGGCAUCACCAUUAUCGCCGACAAUGACUUGCAAGGUGUCGAUAGUCCGACUGCCAAUUCCAGUAUAAUUGUGCUCUCGGCCCGGCCAUACAGUGACGCACUCGUGGCUUGCAAGGCCUUGGGCGAGCAGCUGUGGUCGCCAGAACUAGGAAGCACGAGUAUACAACACAAUCUUGAUUAUCUAAGAUACAAGGAUAAUGCGCUCGGGUCGUCCCAGUUCUGGAUUGCUUCGAAAGGAGUGGGGAGCAGAGCGAUUGACCGCACUGGCCGCGUCUCCUGGCCGGCAAUCGCUUCCCGACUUCCAGUCAUUUGCACGCAGACUGCACCCUUCUCGAACGAGUCUUUCAAGGAUACAAGCGAGCAGUGGCAAGUCACCGUUAGGUCCAAUGGCGAAUAUCUGACUGGUUUCCGUGACCGCUACAGCUUCCGCUUUCUUGGUGUUCGUUAUGCACCGCAACCCGAGCGCUUUACAUACUCUACACCGUAUGUCGGAAACGGCAGUCAGGUCUCGGCUCUAGAGUAUGGCUCGCAAUGUGUUCAAGGCGGCAACGUGGGCUCGGAGGAUUGCCUCUUCCUAAAUAUAUGGACCAAUUAUCUACCCAGCACCAAUUCGACAAUCAAGGACCUCCGACCGGUAAUGGUUUGGAUCCACGGAGGGGCUUUUACUGGAGGUACUGGAAAUGAUCCAACUGCAGACGGAGGCAACCUGGCAUCUCGUGGCGACGUGGUGGCUGUCGACAUCAACUACCGACUAACAACCCUGGGCUUUCUCGCCCUCGACGAUGGUGUGACCAAUGGAAACUUUGGACUCGCUGACCAGAUUAAUGCACUGGAUUGGAUUCGUAAAAACAUUAAAGAUUUCGGAGGCGAUCCCGACAAGAUCACCAUCUUUGGUCAGUCGGCCGGAGCCGGAAGUGUUCGCGCACUUCUCGCUUCUCCGAAGUCCGUUGGCAAGUUUGCCGGUGCCAUUCCCAUGAGUAACCUAGGCGGCAUCCAAUAUGGAACGACCUAUUCCAAGUACUAUACAAUCGAAGAGGAGAUGCAAGUUGCCGGAAACGCGAUUCUGAAUGCCACAAACUGCACGAAUGCGGCCUCUCGGGUCAACUGCCUGAGAGCAUUCUCGGCCUAUGACAUCGCCAACCUUGGCACAUCGGCUAGGUAUCCCGUAGUCGACGGUACAUACCUGACCUCUGAUGAGCUGCAGCUAUACGGAGAUCCGCUACCCGCGAAGAUCCUCAUUGGUAUAAUGCGUGAUGACGGCGCUGCCAUGAUCAGCUAUCCAACCACGACGGAUGAGGAGACGUACCUCAAUACUUCCGGCUUCCCCAUUCCUCCUGCCAAUUUGUAUCCAAUCCCAACGCUCGAGAAUCAAACCCUCGCACUCUACAACAUGUCCUCGCGACUCGCGACCGGCGGCAUCUUCCGCUGCAUCGACCAGGCCACAGUCUACACGGGCCUUCGCUCGGGGCGUUUCCAGCCCGACGUCUACUACUACGAGUUCAACCGGUCGUACCAGACAACAGGCUGGCCAGGGCUCGACACGUGCGAGCCGCCCAAGACGGCCUCGCGACCCUAUGGCGACACCGAUGCCGAGUACUUCAAGUGCCACUCGGGCGAGCUGUACUACGUCUUUGGCAACCUGGCGCGGCAAGGCUUGCCAAUGCGGGACGAGAAUGACCUUCCGUUUGAGCAAUUCGUCCUCGACUCGUUUUCGUCGUUUGCAAGGACGUUUGAUCCAAACCCAGACGCCGGAUUCCUAGAGGCAAGAGGAUAUCAAAACACGAUUGACGAGUUGGAGGUUGCCGGUCGAUGGCUGCCAGCUACCAAGGACAAUCUGACCAGACGCACGCUGCAAUGGCCGAGUAUCCAGCAAUCAUUUUCGGAAUUGGAGCAGUGCGAGGCGAUUGGCUUGGGAAUUAAUUAUUAUGAGCAGUAA
This is a messenger RNA of Pestalotiopsis fici W106-1, 2013 nucleotides long. RefSeq lists its product as uncharacterized. NCBI's taxonomy places the organism in Eukaryota, Fungi, Ascomycota, Sordariomycetes, Amphisphaeriales, Sporocadaceae. Bases 1 to 2013 code for a protein of 670 amino acids. The transcript has 4 exons. The record is from RefSeq and is a predicted model, not a curated record.